UUCAUUGAUCAUUAUGCAUUUAACGAAGCUCUCUCCCUUCUAUGAUGUUCCCGUGUUCUGGAAAUCACAGCGAAUAUUUCAUCCUCCACGGGGCAGGAUUUUCCUAUAUUGGCGUAUCCUGAUCUUCCGUAGUCGAGGAUAUUGAAUCGCUUAUAUAUAUUUAAUCUUACCCAGAUCAGAAAGAGGGCACUUCUUGCUGAAGACUCGUUUCUUUAACGUCGAUUGAGGAAUGAGGUUUCUCCUUAAAAUGUCGAGGAAUGAGGUUGCUCCAAUUGAAGAAUUAAGGUUUUGUUAAGGCAAUAAACAAAGGCCGCCGCUUACGACGUUUCUCAGCAAUGGCAAUAGUAGCAUCUGCCCCAGGAAAGGUGCUGAUAGCAGGUGGAUACCUUCUGCUGGAGAGGCCAAAUCCUGGCUUAGUGUUGACCACAGGAUCACGUUUCUAUGCAAUUAUAAAACCUUUGUAUGAAGAAAUAAAAGAUGAGACCUGGGCGUGGGUGUGGAUAGAUGUAAAGGUAACAUCACCCCAACUAUCUAGAGAAGCAAUGUAUAAGUUAUCCCUAAAGAACUUGGCUCUUCAGAUUGACUCUCCAAGGGAAAAAAGCAAUCCAUUUGUGGAAUAUGCACUCCAGUAUGCAGUGGCUGCUGCUAAAGCAACAUUUAGUGAUGAGCCUGGCAAAGAAACAUUGAGAAGGCUAUUGCUAAAAGGUCUUGAUGUCACAAUACUAGGUUGUAAUGAUUUUUACUCCUACAGGAAUCAGAUUGUAGCACACGGGCUGCCCUUGACACCAGAGACAUUGGUUUCUCUUCCACCUUUCUCGCCAAUUACCUUUAACUUGGGUCUUGCUAAUGGAAAAGCAGCAGAAGACAAUACAUGCAAGCCAGAAGUUGCAAAAACUGGUUUAGGAUCUUCAGCAGCAAUGACUACUGCUGUAGUUGCAUCAGUUCUUCAUUAUCUUGGGGUGGUCAAACUCUCAGUUUCAUGUAAAGAUUUAGAAGCAGAGAAGCUGAGUGCUGACUUAGAUGUUAUACAUGCUGUAGCACAAACUGCACACUGUAUAGCCCAAGGGAAGGUUGGCAGUGGUUUUGAUGUCAGUGCUGCAGUCUAUGGUAGCCAGCAUUAUGUUCGGUUUUCUCCAGAAAUUCUUGCUGUGGCUCAGGAGGAUGUCAAAGGAAUGACAUUGCAAGAGAAAAUGGCAUGUAUCCUGAAGAGCAAGUGGGACCAUGAAAAUGCUCACUUCUCAUUGCCUCCAUUGAUGACACUUAUACUUGGGGAACCUGGAACUGGAGGAUCCUCAACUCCAUCCAUGGUGGGUGCAGUGAACAAGUGGAAACGAUCCAAUCCACAAAGUUCACUAGAAUUAUGGAAAAGACUAGCAGAGGCAAAUUCAAGGCUUGAAGCACAACUUAAAAUCUUGAGUAAAUUUGCUGAAGAACAAUGGGAGGCAUAUAACAUGGUGCUGAGCAGUUGCAGCACAUGUGCAUCUGAUAAGUGGAUGGAGCAAGCUGCUAACUCCUUCCAGGAGGGAAUCACAAAAGGGUUGCUAGGAUCACGGAGUACCAUGCUUGAAAUAAGAUCACUUAUGCAGGAGAUGGGAAAGGCAGCUUGUGUUCCUAUUGAGCCUGAAUCACAGACUAGGCUUUUGGAUGCUACCAUGGAAAUGGAAGGAGUUCUCUUAGCAGGAGUUCCUGGAGCCGGCGGAUUUGAUGCAGUAUUUGCCAUCACUUUAAGGGAGUCAGCCAGAUCCAAUGUUAGUCAAGCCUGGACUUCACUAGGUGUUCUGCCCAUGCUGGUGAGGGAAGACGCCCAAGGUGUUCGCCUGGAAAGUGUGGAUCCUCGAGAAAAAGAAAAAGAUCUCUCUUCAGCUAUUUCAUCGGUUCGUUUAGAGUAACCAUGUAUCGUGUGAUCAAAAGUGAGGCCACUUGCGUAUUGGUAUAGAAGACCAUUUUUCCACUAUUUAGGUAUGAGUUGCAGACAAUUUUUGUACGAUUUAGGUAUGAACAGCAGACAAUUUUUGUACUAUGGUAUGUGCAAUCUAAUAAGAAGCCAUUUACGUGGUUCAUCUGUGUUGGAAA
Molecule: messenger RNA, 2073 nt
Organism: Nymphaea colorata (pocket water lily)
Lineage: Eukaryota; Viridiplantae; Streptophyta; Magnoliopsida; Nymphaeales; Nymphaeaceae
Product: phosphomevalonate kinase, peroxisomal
Exons: 11
Coding region: 336-1889 (517 amino acids)
Biological process (GO): isopentenyl diphosphate biosynthetic process, mevalonate pathway
Cellular component (GO): peroxisome
Molecular function (GO): phosphomevalonate kinase activity; ATP binding
Source: RefSeq, a predicted model, not a curated record